Molecule: messenger RNA, 594 nt
Organism: Penaeus indicus
Lineage: Eukaryota; Metazoa; Arthropoda; Malacostraca; Decapoda; Penaeidae
Product: cuticle protein AM1199-like
Exons: 3
Coding region: 27-482 (151 amino acids)
Cellular component (GO): chitin-based extracellular matrix
Molecular function (GO): structural constituent of chitin-based larval cuticle
Source: RefSeq, a predicted model, not a curated record
CUCCUUCAGUCUUCACAACCGUCAUCAUGAAAACUCUCCUCCUUUCCAUGCUCCUGGCUGUCGCUGUGGCCGACAAGCCCUCCUUCUCCUACGACGCCCCUGCAUCCCGCCCAUCCGGCCCCGUCAGGGUGAUCGAAAUCAUCCGCGACGACCGAGUCCACCCUGCUGCUGACGGCUCUUACACCUUCGACGUCGAGACCGAGGACGGCAUCAGCAGGCAAGAGGCCGGAGGCGUCGGGGGCUCUCAGCAAGGCUCCGUGAACUUCAAGUUCCCCGACGGCCAAGUGUUCGACCUCCAGUUCGUCGCCGACGCCAACGGUUACCAGCCUCAGUCGCCCUUCCUGCCCGUGGCUCCUGCCUUCCCCCACCCCAUCCCCGCCCACGCCCUCAGGCAGAUCGAACGCGCACGCCAGGAGGAAGCCGCCCGCGCCCGUGGUGAGAUCCGCCAGGCUCCUUCCCAGUCCUACGGUCACCCUCAGUAAGAGCAUCCUGAUGUGUGAUUUGCCUCGAGAUGUUUGCGAGACCUGAGCGCGUGCUGGUGUGAGCCAGACUUAGUGUAAUUAUGGCCAUAUUUAUUACAUUAAUAAAAUAAGU